Trichoderma aggressivum f. europaeum is the source of this 948-nucleotide messenger RNA. RefSeq lists its product as uncharacterized. The record is from RefSeq and is a predicted model, not a curated record. The transcript is spliced from 3 exons. The coding region runs from base 1 to 948 and encodes 315 amino acids. NCBI's taxonomy places the organism in Eukaryota, Fungi, Ascomycota, Sordariomycetes, Hypocreales, Hypocreaceae.
AUGCCUGCCGCCAGUUCCAAGGCGAAUUACAAAACCUACGAGGCCCAGGCCCGUAUGGUACGCGCCAUCGUGGCGGCUCACCCCGAGGUUAAGUGGAACUACAAAGAAAUUGCUGCUUGCUAUGGAUCCGACAUGACUGAGCACGCUCUGAAUCAUCGAUUCCGCCGUCUCAGAGCACAGUCGGUCAUCAUUCGUGAAGGGCGCAACCAGGGAUUCGACCCCAAGAAUAUCUGCCCGGACGGAGAUCUUCCUGUCACUCAGGAAGCCGUGGAGAAGAAGAAUAUCGCCAAAUACUUUGGCCAGUCUACCCCCGACGGUAUUCAAUUCCAGUUCCGUGGAUUCAAAAAGGACGCCGACACCCUCCGAAAGGUCGAAAGUGAGGGCGGCGAUGUCGCCAACUGCCUCAACCUUGGCUCUGGCGGCGGCAGUCUCGUUUCCACGCCAUCCAAGCCCGCCGCCGCUCGCGGAACUGGAAGCCGAACCGGCACCGGCACUGGACGCAAGCGCACUCGCAAGCAGCCAGACGUUAUCAAGCGAGCUUCGUCAGAUGAGGACGAGGACGACAUUGCCGACAUUGACAACUGGAGCGAGCACGAGGACACGCCUACCAAGAAGCCCAAGGCCAAAGGAGCCUUCCCGGGCCAGAGAAACGGGACUCCAGGUCGCAGAGCUGCAGCCAAGGCCUCCGCUACGAUCGCUGAAGCUUCUGCGCUGCUCGAUGCUAGCGAUUCCCAGCCCGAGACUGAUGUCCCAGUUGGCCACUUUGCCUCUGUCUUCUCCCCUGUCGGCAUGCCUGUUCAGCCUGUCCAGGGCCCGUUCAGCGGCAGGCCGAUCAUUGGCAUGAACACUGGACCUCCUGCAGUCAGCUACCCGCCUUCGGCUCAUUAUGGCGCGCAGUCGUUUCAGAUUGGUGACGCCGAUGACCUGCUAGGCGACGGUGAGAUUUAG